AGCUCCAGCCCAAGCCCCCCACCCAGCCCCCGCCUGCUCUGAGUCUCUGAGACAGUCACACACUCAGCCUCUGUGGCCAAGCUGGGGGCAGGGGGCACAGGCUAGGGACACACUAGAAUAUUCACGCUCCGGUGGCAGCAGCAGCAGCCAGAGGAGAGGCUCGACACACAAGGGACCCCUCAGGAAUGAAGCAGCCUUUCAGGGCCAGAGGGGCUGUGGUCUCCCUUCCUCUCCUUAAAUAGCCAGCGUUCCACCCACAGCGGCACGGAGCCCCCUGCCACCACUGACACCCACGGGCGGAGAUCACCUGCUGCCCCACAGACCCCUGUCCCUUCCUCCCGGACCAGCAGCUAGAGGCUCUGACUCCAGCCAAAGCAUGAAUGGCCUUGAAGUGGCCCCCCCAGGUCUGAUCACCAACUUCUCCCUGGCCACGGCAGAGCAAUGUGGCCAGGAGACGCCACUGGAGAACAUGCUGUUUGCCUCCUUCUACCUUCUGGAUUUUAUCCUGGCUUUCGUUGGCAAUACCCUGGCCCUGUGGCUUUUCAUCCGAGACCACAAGUCCGGGACCCCGGCCAACGUGUUCCUGAUGCAUCUGGCCGUGGCCGACUUGUCGUGCGUGCUGGUCCUGCCCACCCGCCUGGUCUACCACUUCUCUGGGAACCACUGGCCGUUUGGGGAAAUCGCAUGCCGUCUCACCGGCUUCCUCUUCUACCUCAACAUGUACGCCAGCAUCUACUUCCUCACCUGCAUCAGCGCCGACCGCUUCCUGGCCAUCGUGCACCCGGUCAAGUCCCUCAAGCUCCGCAGGCCCCUCUACGCACACCUGGCCUGUGCCUUCCUGUGGGUGGUGGUGGCCGUGGCCAUGGCCCCGCUGCUGGCGAGUCCGCAGACCGUGCAGACCAACCACACGGUGGUCUGCCUGCAGCUGUACCGGGAGAAGGCCUCCCACCAUGCCCUGGUGUCCCUGGCCGUGGCCUUCACCUUCCCAUUCGUCACCACAGUCACCUGCUACCUGCUGAUCAUCCGCAGCCUGAGGCAGGGCCUGCGUGUGGAGAAGCGCCUCAAGACCAAGGCAGUGCGCACGAUCGCCAUAGUGCUGGCCAUCUUCCUGGUCUGCUUCGUGCCCUACCACGUCAACCGCUCCGUCUACGUGCUGCACUACCGCAGCCGUGGGGCCUCCUGCGCCACCCAGCGCAUCCUGGCCCUGGGAAACCGCAUCACCUCCUGCCUCACCAGCCUCAACGGGGCGCUCGACCCCAUCAUUUAUUUCUUCGUGGCUGAGAAGUUCCGCCACGCCCUGUGCAACUUGCUCUGUGGCAAAAGGCUCAAGGGCCCGCCCCCCAGCUUCGAAGGGAAAACCAACGAGAGCUCGCUGAGUGCCAAGUCAGAGCUGUGAGCAGGGGGCACCAUCCAGGCCGAGCGCAGACUGUCUAGGACUCAGCAGAUUCAGCAAGAGGCAUCUGCCCUUUCCCCAGCCACCUCCCCAGAAGGCAACCUGAAAUCUCAGCAGAUGCCCACCAUUUCUCUAGAUCGCCUAGUCUCAACCCCUAAAAAGGGAGGACUGACAAAGGGGAUCCAUCGGCCACCCUUCUGCAGGGGCUUGUGAUGCUUACAACGGCUCCUAGACACUCAACGACUUCAUCUGUGGCAGGGAGAGAGGAGGCCGGAAGAACGUCCCCUCAACAAUGGAGGCCUUUCUUUCCUGCUAGGCUCCCCGCCUCCUUCCCACUACAGAAUCGGUCAGCAGGGAGGCUCAGCAGAAAGACCCGGAAGGCAGGCUGCAAAUGACCCAGAAGAGGGACCUGGGAGUCCUGGUGGGGGCAGAGAGGGAGUCUCAAUAUUCCUUUGCAGUGCAAGGUACUCUGAGUCCCCUCUGUAGUGCCUCUGCCAGACACACACUGCCUGAGUUGAAGGGACACAGGCCACACAUUUCAGGCUGGUUGCCAGCGAACGUCAGCACUCACAGCCUGCAGGGACACAGCACAGCUCUGGAUUCUGGAUCUCUCCUGCUGUAACCCCACGCACAAGCCUGCAACCCCCAGAGCUCUUUGACAGGCUCCUGGGCCUCCCAGUCCUGGACAAGCAUGUCCUGUGCAGUCACGGGAGCUCAGCUCAGGCCAGGGCUGGGCUGUGAACCUGCCUCCCACUGACCCAGACCCACUUCCUCCAGAGAGGCCUCCCUCUGCCUGAGCUAUUUCCCUUGCUAGUGUGCAGAUAUUUCCCUAACAUGUCCUUUUUUGUAUUUGUUUGUACAGACCAUAAAUAUAACUGUAGCUUUAAGACUA
Nomascus leucogenys (northern white-cheeked gibbon) is the source of this 2285-nucleotide messenger RNA. It is a transcript of the gene GPR17, whose product is annotated as G protein-coupled receptor 17. Gene Ontology annotation, biological process: phospholipase C-activating G protein-coupled receptor signaling pathway; positive regulation of Rho protein signal transduction. Bases 377 to 1396 code for a protein of 339 amino acids. Gene Ontology annotation, molecular function: G protein-coupled receptor activity. NCBI's taxonomy places the organism in Eukaryota, Metazoa, Chordata, Mammalia, Primates, Hylobatidae. The record is from RefSeq and is a predicted model, not a curated record. Gene Ontology annotation, cellular component: membrane. The transcript is spliced from 2 exons.